Molecule: messenger RNA, 1171 nt
Organism: Esox lucius (northern pike)
Lineage: Eukaryota; Metazoa; Chordata; Actinopteri; Esociformes; Esocidae
Exons: 4
Coding region: 209-712 (167 amino acids)
Source: RefSeq, a predicted model, not a curated record
GGGAUGGAUAUCUCAGUAUCCCAUGUUGAAUCUUGUCAAACAUUCCACACUGCGGAAGAUGAUGUGACUUUGGAGGCAAGUGAAUGAGUGAAUGUGUGAAUAUGAAUAUGAAAUAUUUACUGUGUUAGGAGUAUGGAGUGUUGAUAGAUAACGUCUUCCUGUUUAAUGUAGGCGCACGUAUACACAUACAAGGAUUCCAGCAGGUGCCAUGGAGUUGCAAAUCUAUGCUUCAGCUUGUCUCCUAGCAUUGGUUUCCACAACGUCUGGGUUCUUUUGGACUCCCCGUGGUCCUCAGAUGUAUCCCUGCCUUACCUAUAUGGAGCGCAACCUGCGUGUAGACUGUGAGUUUCCUUUAGAAGACAACCCAUCACACUUAGGCCCCUACUGCGAAUACAAACAAGACAGCCGGCUGGUGGGCAGCACCUACCCCAACGCUGUGACCCUGGUGUCCACAGACAACCGAAGGAGGGCCAACGUGAGCCUCGUCAACCCGACCUUGUGUCGCCUCACCUGGGCACCAAUGGCAGAUGACAAGCCCUACACCUACACCUGCAGAGUGUACCAGGGGUCAACCCGGAAGGAAAACAGCAUGGCUGUACACCAGCGACUUCUGCCAAUCUGCUCUGCACUCAUCGUGAUGAUCCAUGCCGGGUUAUUGCUUCUGUCACUAGGGAUGUCACUUCCUGUAGCUAUGGGGUUUCUCUUUCCCUGACCCUGUCCUUUGUCCAGAGAGCUAGGUAUUAUCAUGUUUUUAGACCGAUUUCCAUAAGAGUUCACACAAUUUAGGUUGUAUGAUGUAUAAUGUCCACGUCCACGAACGGGAAACGUACCAAUGUGAUAUUUGAGACAAAGGAGAUGAGACAGACCGGGAAUCCAUGUUCAGAUUUCUCUGGUUCCUUCAGUAAUCACUUCAAAACUGAUUUCAUUCUGUUGGGUCUAUUCUAUACAAUUGAGGCUUUUCUUAAAGAGAAGCAGAUGAGAAUGUUAUCAAAAGCAAAUCAUAGUCCAACUUUCCAAACUGGUAGCAGCCGCUUUGUGACUUUCUUUAUUACAAUACCUGUAUCACUGAUGCAGCAAAUAGGUCAGUGGAGCACAGAGCGUGGGGGAUGAAGGAAAGAUACAGUCAUUGGCACAUGACUCUGAUUAAACAAAGUGAAUAUUUGUAAAAUUC